UUAGUUAAGGCCUGUUUGGUGAGAGAGAAGAAAAGUAGAAACGGAGAGAGAGAGAGGGAGAGAGAGAGAGAAGGCGGAGGAAAUGGGUAAAGGAGCAGCAGCAGCAGCAGCAGCAGAGACGAAGAAGAGGAAGAAGAAAGGACGUCCCUCUCUCCUAGAUCUCCAAAAACGCAAUCUUAAACAACAAGAAGAACAACAAAAAGAGAAACACCCAAUUACUCCCAACCCUAAUUCCAACCGCCGAUCAACACGCCACAAUCCGGCUUCCGACUUGAAACCCGGAAACAACGACGACGAUGACGACGACGAGCGAAAAGAGAAAAAGGUCAAGCCUUUGGUCCGUUUGCCCCCUUCCGUGUCCUUGAAUUCGGCUUCUGAAGCCUCUGAUUCCAAUGCUGAUGGCGACAAACCUGAGAUCAAUCACUUUACUCACAGAUCUGCUCAUCAGUUGGAAAAGGUUCAGAAAGCGAUGGACACUCUACAUGGGCCGACGUUGGACUCUGGACCCACAACACCUUUGCCAGACAAAACGUUGUUGGUGUUCAUCCUUGACAGGCUUCAAAAGAAAGACACUUAUGGGGUAUUCUCAGAGCCCGUUGAUCCUGAUGAGCUUCCUGAUUACCAUGAAAUCAUAGAUCAUCCAAUGGAUUUUCAAACAGUCAGGAAGAAACUGGACGAGGAUCGCUAUUCCAACUUGGAAGAGUUUGAGGCAGAUGUGUUUUUGAUAUGUUUGAAUGCAAUGGAGUAUAAUGCUUCAGAUACCGUUUACUUUCGACAGGCACGGACCAUACAAGAGGUGGCAAAAAGGGACUUUCAGAAUUUGAGACAAGUCAACGAUGAUGGUGAACCACAACCCAGAAUUGUGCGAAGAGGCAGGCCACCUGGCAAGAACCCGAAAUCAUCCUUUGGGAGUCCUCCAAUUGAGCGUGUUGGUCCUGAGUCUACCUCCGAUGCUACUCUUGCUACUGGGGGUGAUAAUGGGGCUGGGUCUAACUCUUACAACUUCAGAAGAGGACCUAUAUCAUCCAGGUUUCAAUCCAAUGAUGCGUUGUUCAGGACCUCUAACCAAUAUCGCAAUAAUGAAACAUGUAUUGACUGGUCGAUUGACUGGAAUAGUGAAUUUCCAGCUUCCGUUUUGAAGGCUGAGGCAAAACAUGCAAAGAAACAAUUUUCUUCAGAUGAGAACAGGCGUGCCACCUACAAAAAACUCCAUCCUUCAGCUUUUGGUCACGAGUCUUCUGUGUUGGCUACCCUCAGUGGAGACGUGAAGCAGUUAAUGAAGGUGGGUCUACAUGCAGAGCAUGGUUAUGCCAGAAGCCUAUCUCGAUUUGCUGCAAAUUUGGGGCCUGCUGUUUGGAAAAUUGCUUCGAUGAAAAUCAAGAAUGCUUUGCCUGCUGGAGUAGAGUUUGGUCCUGGAUGGGUAGGAGUAAAUGAUGCAUCACCACGGUCGCCAUCUGGAUCCCUUGAGCAGAAAUCUUCAAACAAGUCUUCUUUGUCUCGUAAAGAAGAUAUGGUUGAAUCUAUACGUGCACAAAAUUCCGAUAUCGACUCUUCCACACUGAGGAGUGGUGUUGGUGGAAUUAGCCAUGGACCUUCAUUCCAGACUUUGCAAAAACACAUGCUUAAUCCGGAUAGGAAUGGGUUCAACGGUGUGUUGCAUUACGAUCAUAUAUUGCAAAUGGCUUCUGCGCCUUCUCAAAUGCUCGGUGUGGUAAACCAUAUAAUUUCAGAACCCAAAUUGCCUGGAAGUUCUAGUAAUGCUCAUGUUGUAAAUAUUUCAAACCCUAGUACUGCACCUGAUUUACAAACAAGACCUGAAGUGGCACUUUCUGGGCUGCAACCUUGGCAAGGGCUCCCAGCGCAUGGAAGACAGUAUUCUAUACCGGUGCCACCUGAUUUGAAUGUCCGAUUCCAGGCACAAGGCUCGCCUAAUUCCAGUUUCCGUAUUGGUUCACCACAGCAGCCAGAUUUAGCAUUGCAGCUCUAAAUUCAUAUUGUUCGUGUUUCUAAUUUGACUUGGGCAGAGGAACAAGUAGAUUAAAAUUUGGUACUCUCGGGGCUAUCGGCAACUCUUGACCUCCGGGAAAAGCAUGAAAGAAGAAAAACGUCUAAAAUGGCACGGUCCCUUCUUCGCCCCUGCAUGAAGGACUGGGUGUUGUAGUUCUUGGUCUGUAAGUUAGUGUUUCUUCUAAUUCCAGAUCGGAAUAAGUGGAUUCGGUUUCGAUAUUCGCAUGGGUAUUGGUAACUCCUGAUUGUUAGAGUCUCAUCUAGUAAUUUAAGCUUAAGUGUAGUGAGACGUCUUGUAGAGGUUAUUACACCAUUUUUUUGUUUUUUUAGAAUUGUGAAAUUAUAGAACCGUUUAGGUUAGAACCAGUGAAUCUUAUUCAUCAGAUCUUAAUUGGUUUAGUGGGAUACUUGAAAUUGUUAAUAAGAAAGGGAAAUCAGGAAAAAGUAUUUCGAUAA
This is a messenger RNA of Rhododendron vialii, 2463 nucleotides long. RefSeq lists its product as uncharacterized. Bases 83 to 1987 code for a protein of 634 amino acids. The record is from RefSeq and is a predicted model, not a curated record. Gene Ontology annotation, molecular function: protein binding. Lineage: Eukaryota; Viridiplantae; Streptophyta; Magnoliopsida; Ericales; Ericaceae. The transcript has 9 exons.